Messenger RNA from Pungitius pungitius (ninespine stickleback), 1505 nucleotides. It is a transcript of the gene bloc1s1, whose product is annotated as biogenesis of lysosomal organelles complex-1, subunit 1. Gene Ontology annotation, biological process: endosomal transport. NCBI's taxonomy places the organism in Eukaryota, Metazoa, Chordata, Actinopteri, Perciformes, Gasterosteidae. Gene Ontology annotation, cellular component: BLOC-1 complex. The record is from RefSeq and is a predicted model, not a curated record. The coding region runs from base 305 to 682 and encodes 125 amino acids. The transcript is spliced from 4 exons.
UGGCUUAAAAUCCGUAGUCACCAUUCAAUCUACUACCGCGGAUACAUACACUUUCUCUUACGUUGGAUAAUAACACAGAGAAAAUAACAUCACAUUGAUUAUGAUAAAUGGCGGCAUGCGAGACGCCAUUUUCUGUCACGCCCACUCCGGCCCCUCUGGAGCCAGGUCCCGUGAUAACGCUGUAACGUUACCUAGCAGUUGACAGCAUCUCCGCCGUCUCCGUUUCUAAAAGCCAUGUUAUUCAGUUAGUUUAAAGAAUAAAACAAUAUAUAUUUUUACAAAUUCAUCCCCACAACCGCUAAAGAUGUUGUCUCGUUUACUGAAGGAGCACCAGGCGAAGCAAAAUGAGCGGAAGGAGCAGCAGGAGAGACGGAGACGUGAAGCCAUCUCUGCAGCCACCUGUCUGACGGAAGCUCUGGUGGACCACCUCAAUGUCGGAGUGGCGCAGGCAUACGUGAACCAGCGCAAACUCGACCACGAGGUGAAAACUCUCCAAGUGCAGGCGAGCCAGUUCUCCAAACAAACCUCUCAGUGGAUCAGUAUGGUGGAGGGCUUCAAUCAGGCCCUGAAGGAGAUUGGUGACGUGGAGAACUGGGCUCGCAGUAUAGAGAUGGACAUGAGGACCAUUGCCACCGCUCUGGAGUACGUUCACAAGGGUCAGCUGCAGUCUGCUUCCUCGUGAAGCUGGUGGUGGGACGCCGCCAUCAGUGAAGAUGCAGCAGUGUAGUAAUGCUGUUUCUUCUGUGAAAUGAGGUGUGAAAAAGGUGGUGCAUCUAUUUAUGGGGACUUAGAUGAAUGAACAACGUUCAGGAAAUCUGUUGGUGAACAAUGUGGGUGUAGAUUUCUUUUAAGGUAUCACAUGUAUGAAUUCACCUGCUUCUUUUCAGUUGCUAAAAACAAUUUCUGAAACUAAGGCCUAUGCACGAGAUACGAAAUCCAACUUGUAGCUUAUAAUGGCAACUAUCAACAUGUCCAUCACAAGCAAAACACUGUUAUUUACAGUCUUUUUUAGAAACGUAUCACACACAAUUAUUUCUAUCAUAAGAACUGCAAAACUACUGUUAUAUUAAAAGUCAUUUCCUCCAUCUCUCUAACAAAGUUGGCCCCUCCAUUGUUGUGCAAAAAGGAAAAAAACUAAUAUAAUUGAAUGUGUGCUGCUUCAAUGGCAGCGUUUAGCAAACAACAGUCUUUUAAUUUGUGAAAGAUGUCUAAUUUAGAUGGUUUGUUUUUAUCAUUUUAAAUCUAGUGUGAAGCAGACAAUGUGCUCGUUAUUUAGCAAACACUAACAACAGUAUUUGUGUGUCUGCGCUCAAGGAGGCGCGGACACAUUAGCACCUGCUUCCCUGUCGAGUAUCUCCUCAAAGUGUUCUCUAGGAAGCCUUCUUUUCAGCACCUGAUGUUUAAAUAGUGUGUAUAUUUGUAUGCGUUAUAUGUCUAUCUGCAGUGAUUCACUGACUAACUUUUGUGACCAUUUCACCAACUUUUUAAUAAAGUAAAACAAUUCA